This is a messenger RNA of Setaria italica (foxtail millet), 1090 nucleotides long. Its product is annotated as protein LURP-one-related 15. NCBI's taxonomy places the organism in Eukaryota, Viridiplantae, Streptophyta, Magnoliopsida, Poales, Poaceae. The coding region runs from base 300 to 935 and encodes 211 amino acids. The record is from RefSeq and is a predicted model, not a curated record. The transcript has 4 exons.
ACCAGCCCACAGUUCACACAGCAGGGUUCGUGCAUGAUUUCUCAUUUCUGGAUUGGUUGAUCGGCCGGAUACGUAACAGGGUCGCUAUGCGCCGACCUUCUUCGCAAUUACACAGAAGAUCUUCGCACUUUCCUUUCAAAGCUGUCACACUCCAAAGACGAGCACACGGAAGCUGAAGCUGAGCCUUCGAGUACAGCAAAAGCGCGUGUAAAUCCUUCGAGCACCACGACCGUCAAAUACUCAAAUCCAUCCACCGGAGACGACAAGGGGAUCGAGCCAGCUUCGUCGAUCCGAUCCCCAUGGCCAUGGCAGCACCGUACAGAGAUCCUUCAGCGCUGGCGCCGGCGCCGGCACCGGUGGCGGUGGUGUCCCCGCAGUUCUGCGCGCCGCGCACGGUGCCGCUGACCGUGACCAAGAUGGCCAUGAGCUUCUCCGGCGGCGACUUCACCGUCACCGGCGCUGACGGCGCCGUCGUGCUGCGAGUCGAGGGCGUCUGUUUCAGCGUCGGCAACCGACGCGUGCUCCACGACGCCGCCGGACGGCCCAUCCUCACCAUGCAGCAGAAGGUAUUUAGCAUGCACGACAAAUGGAAAGUGUUCCGAGGGGACAGCACGAGUUCACGUGAUUUGCUCUUCACUGUGAAGAAAACAUCAAUUUUCCAACUGAAGACAAGUCUGGGUGUCUUUUUGGCUCGGAACACCUCAGAGCAGGUAUGUGAUUUCAAGAUCAAGGGGAGCUACUUCGAGAGAUCUUGUGCCUUCUAUCUUGGCAACUCCAACGCCAUGGUUGCUCAGAUGAAACGUAAGUUUACUGUGUCAAAUGUACUGCUCGGAAAGGACACGUACUGUGUUACAGUGUUCCCUAACGUUGACCACGUAUUCAUUGCGGCUCUUGCUGUGAUUCUGGAUAAGGUUCACAGGGAUCGAUCCAAAUGACGACGUGACGUCAUCGACAAAUUCCAAGCAUCCAUCAAGUAGUUUCAAUGCUACGGUCUACAGUGUUAUUCGAUAAAAAAAAUCAGGCAGAGCAAACUUUUGUUGAUACUGGUGUACACUAUUGUAUUUUUAAUUAGAAUACUAUUAUUUGGUUC